Messenger RNA from Musa acuminata AAA Group (dessert banana), 1193 nucleotides. Its product is annotated as inorganic pyrophosphatase 2. Lineage: Eukaryota; Viridiplantae; Streptophyta; Magnoliopsida; Zingiberales; Musaceae. Gene Ontology annotation, molecular function: phosphatase activity. The coding region runs from base 241 to 1068 and encodes 275 amino acids. The record is from RefSeq and is a predicted model, not a curated record. The transcript has 4 exons.
ACUGGGUGUAACGGGUUGGUGGUGGUCAUCCCACCAACCAUGGUUGUGUUGGGUGCAAAGAGGAGCACCAGCCCAGAAGAAGUGGCCUUCACCUGAAGAUACCGCACCUUCUUGUUCUCCUGCGUAUUGUACCAUUGGCAUCUUGUGCCCUAUAAAUACCAAGCACCGCUGCUGCCUCGUUGCUCAUACAUCGCGCUUUCCUGCAUUUAAUCUCUCUCUCUCUCUCUCUCUCUCUCGCCCAUGGCAGACGUCGUGGUGGUGUUCGACUUCGACAAGACUAUCAUCGACUGCGACAGCGAUAACUGGGUCAUCGACGAUCUCGGUGGCACGCAGCUGUUCGACGAGCUGCUCAAAGCCAUGCCGUGGAACUCCGCCAUGGAUAGGGUGAUGGAGGAGCUCCACUCGCAGGGUAGAACGAUUGAGGAGAUCUCGGAGAACCUGAAGAGGGCUCCGUUGCCCGCCAACGCCGUUGCAGCCAUCAAAUCAGCUUACGCUCUCGGAUGCGAGCUGCGGAUUGUUAGUGAUGCCAACAGAUUCUUCAUCGAGACCAUUCUGAAGCACCAUGGCCUCAUGGCCUAUUUCUCGGAGAUCCAUACAAACCCAGGCUAUGUUGAUGAGGAAGGGAGGCUGAGAAUUUUCCCUCACCAUGACUUCAAAUCCUCUUCCCAUGGCUGCUGUCUCUGCCCUCCCAACAUGUGUAAGAGUGCAAUCAUCGAGAGGAUUCAAGCAUCAGCAUUCCUCGAGGGGAGGAAGCGGUUCAUCUACCUCGGCGAUGGAAAAGGAGACUACUGCCCGUCGCUGAGGCUGAACGAAGGGGACUGCGUGAUGCCAAGGAAGAACUACCCACUGUGGCAGCUCAUCGUUGACAAUCCUCAGGCCCUCAGAGCUGAGAUCCAUGAGUGGAGCAACGCAGAGGAGCUUGAGCGAGUCUUGCUUCGGCUCAUCAGUGAGUCCGCCUCGGCUGAUCGCAGCAGCCCCAGCCAGCUGAUUUCAGUCGAUUGCAAGUUUCAGACACUGCCACCGUCUUCCAUCGAGGCUUUUCCCAAGUCUCUUCCUGUUCCUAACUAAACGUGCCAGUUUUGAUCCUUGGAUAUGCUGGUGAUGAUGCCGAACCAUUCGAAUGCCAAUAUGUAAGCCUCUUUUGUUGCACUUGCACUUCGGGAGUUACACAGAGACAAUCAUACACUUGGGAA